Molecule: messenger RNA, 770 nt
Organism: Saccostrea cuccullata (small rock oyster)
Lineage: Eukaryota; Metazoa; Mollusca; Bivalvia; Ostreida; Ostreidae
Product: chromobox protein homolog 1-like
Exons: 6
Coding region: 156-758 (200 amino acids)
Biological process (GO): negative regulation of transcription by RNA polymerase II; chromatin organization
Cellular component (GO): nucleus; pericentric heterochromatin
Molecular function (GO): chromatin binding
Source: RefSeq, a predicted model, not a curated record
GAAUAAAAAGAAAUAAAUUAAAUGUUUCUUCCCGCGUUUUCCUACCACCGGAAGCUAAUGUAAUACAUGCGCAUCAGCGUGACGUUGUGUUCCCGGCAUAUCUGAGGUUAUUGUGAAUACUUCUUUCUAAGCUGUGUUCCCAGUUAGUCUACACAAUGGACGAAAAGGCUACAAUGUCAUCAACCCGUCCAAAAGCCAAAAAAGAUGAAGAAAUUGUUGAGGAGGCAGGCACUGUUGAAGAGGAGGAGGAAGAAGAGGAAGAAUACACAGUAGAGAAGGUUGUGGACUCUCGAAUGAAGGGAGGAAGGAAAGAGUACCUCUUAAAAUGGAAGGGCUAUCCAGAUUCAGAAAAUACUUGGGAGCCUGAGGCAAAUCUGGAUUGUCCAGACCUUAUAGCAGAGUUUGAAGACAAAAAGAAAAAGAAGGAACAAGAAAAGAAAAGAAAAACACAAAACGGAACAGAGGACGGUGCAGCAAAAAAGAAAAAGAAGGUCUCAGAAGUCAAAACAGCAGAAGAAGAUAACAAACCUAGAGGUUUUGACCGAGGUCUUCUACCUGAGAGGAUUAUUGGUGCCACAGACAGUUCAGGAGAACUCAUGUUUUUAAUGAAAUGGAAAGACAGCGAUGAAGCAGAUCUGGUUCCAGCCAGACAAGCCAACGUAAAGUGUCCACAGAUAGUGAUAGCAUUUUACGAGGAACGACUCACGUGGCACACCCAUAAUGACAAUGAGGAAGAUGAAAGCAAGGAGGACUUAUAAAAAGAAAAACAA